UUGAAAUCUGUCUCUAUUUUACCAUUUCUUUCAUUUUUACAAAUACCUUGAAGGGAGAGCUUCCUUCUUUUAGCUUUCCUUUGCAACCUUACCCAUCUUCUAAUCAACAUGAAGAAAGUAGUCCUAAAGGUGGAACUAUAUGAUGACAGAAUGAAGAAAAAAGCCAUGAAGGAAGUUUCUGGCCUCUCAGGUGUUGAGUCAAUUUCUGUGGACAUGAAGGACCAUAAAAUGACUUUAAUGGGAGACAUAGAUCCAGUUUAUGUGGUGGAAAAAUUGAGGAAACUGUGUCAUGCUGAAAUUUUUUCAGUUGGACCAGCAAAAGGACCAGCAGAAAAGAAGAAGGAGGAAGAAAAGAAAAACGUGGAAAGGAAAAAAGAUCCAAAGGAUGAAUUAGCUGGUCUUGUUGAGGCCUAUGAAGCUUAUGAUAAUCAGAUGAGACAGCCAUAUCCACAUAUCUAUCACAGAACUGUUGAACAGGAUCCUAAUGGCUGUGCCUGUGUUAUCUGCUAAGUCUAAGAAUAUCAUGGAAUUGAGGAGUUGGUGGUUGAGGAGUUAUGGUUCAUUUGGGUUUUCCCGUUUCUUCUUUUCAUUGUCUAGUUCUGAAAAUGUGAUGCUGGGCAGAGAAAUAUAAUUUGUACUUUAUUUUGUGGUGGUGAAAUAUUUUAGAUUUUGCUGGUCUUGAUAUACCAAUGUACUCAAGAUUGUGGUUUUAUUAUCUUAGAAAUAACAAUUUAGAGAUUAGUUUUAUACUUUUA
Gastrolobium bilobum is the source of this 755-nucleotide messenger RNA. Its product is annotated as heavy metal-associated isoprenylated plant protein 39-like. Lineage: Eukaryota; Viridiplantae; Streptophyta; Magnoliopsida; Fabales; Fabaceae. Bases 109 to 510 code for a protein of 133 amino acids. The record is from RefSeq and is a predicted model, not a curated record. The transcript is spliced from 3 exons. Gene Ontology annotation, molecular function: metal ion binding.